AUGGGAGUCCCAAACCACAGGCUUGACGCUCUCGAGGAGCAGCGCCUAGCGCUCGAAAAUAACAUUCUCCAACUGCAGAAAUCACUCUACCACUGGCGAACCUGGGAAGCGGAAUACGACGGACUGCGCGAAGAGAUCGGCAACUUGGACGAUGGAGCCAGCACGGAUAGCUUCCUUAAUGUCGCCUUGGAAUUCGGAGGCACCCUUGUGGACGAGAAGGAAAUGCAGGCGAUACUUGGGUCGCAAGGUGUGAUGCGGUCUCGCGGACAAGUGAUUGAUCUUCUGGGCCGACGGAUCGACUAUGUGAAACAAAAUGUGGCCACCAUGGAGAAGCGGCUCCGGAAGGCCGAGGAUGAGCUUUCAGCUCUUUGUGCGAAGGACCAGCCGUUGCAAGAUGGCGCGGAAUUUCCUAUGCAGGAGAUUAUGGAGGAGCUUGAUGAGGACGGAAAUGUCGUGUCGAGCUCGAUCAAUACUCCCGGAAACCAGGCAUCGGAAUUGCUGGACGUGUUGAAGAAGGCUGGUGUCAAGGAUAUCCCGGAUGCUGAGGAGUCGAAGACUGCUGCUACCCCCGCCGAGGCUACACCUGAGGAUGCUGUGGGCGAGCCACGUAACUCAAUGGCUGCAAGCCAGCAGGGCGAUUCUUCAAGUGGUCAGAAUGCGGCUCUUGAGUCAAAUGACAUCUCCCGCGAGGAUCUCGACCUCAAGCGCCCUGUCUCUGUGGUGACUCCCGAAGAUCGUCAGCAGCCACCUGUCACCGAUGUGAAUGAAACCGCUGAAGAUGCGAGACUGCGCCGUGAAAUGCUUCAAUACGGAAUUGACGAAGUGGGCGCAAUUGUGGCCGAACUCGAAAUGGACGAGUCCGGAAGUGACGUUUCCUUCGACGAAGACUAUGAUUAUGACUAUGACGAGGAAGAGAACGAGGAUGAAUACGGCCGCUCUCACACUGCACUUCCUGCGGAUUAUCAUCAGCAGAUGCGAGAGCUGGAAGCCAAGCUUAACGCUCGCGGUUUGAUGAACAUGGGCAAGGACACACAUACAUUCCCUGAGGAAGUCCAGCAGGAGAUCGAGAACCCAACGGUGGUUGGAACGGAAACCGAGUCUACCCCGAAGGAGAAGAAACCCAAGAAACGGGUUGCAUUCGCCGAUGACCUUGACAUCGCACCAGCUCCCGAACCUCAUGCCGCCGCCGAGAAGUCACUUCCUCCACAAGAGGAGCCCAAAGUGCUCGCUGAUUCAAUUGUCGAACGUACAAGCCGUCCCCAAGAACCACCUCGACCUACACCGUCGGGUCCUAAGAAAACUUCACGGUUCAAGAGUGCUCGGGGUGCGGCCCCAGGCACUCCGGCCAGUGAAUCGGUAACUUCAGGCGCUACCACCUCGAACCCAUCAGGAGUCACCGAAUCUCGAAUUCGCAAGCAAACAAACGCAGCUCCAUCCGCAGCACCUCCCACCCUCUUCCCAGCCACACCCAAAGAGCCUAAGCCUUUCUCCACACCCAUCACAGACAUCACCGAGAACGAGCACAAGCCCUACACACCCAAACCUCCACAAGACAGGACACUGGCCGAGAAAGUCUUCGAGCGCCAGGUGUCACCUGGAGCGGCGAAGGCACCAGAGCUGGACCACUACGACGAAGAACUUCACCAGAAGCAGAUCGCCUCUGAAUUCUUCCAUAUGCAAAAUCGCCUGUCUGGAAAGAGUAAUUCACAAACUGAGGAAGAACAGGUUGUCCUCCCACCCGAACCGGAGGAGCCACCGAAGCGCGUGAGCAAAUUCAAAGCUUCGCGAAUGGGUUAG
This is a messenger RNA of Penicillium canescens, 1797 nucleotides long. RefSeq names its product prefoldin-like protein. The record is from RefSeq and is a predicted model, not a curated record. Gene Ontology annotation, molecular function: phosphatase inhibitor activity; transcription corepressor activity; chromatin binding. The transcript has a single exon. Gene Ontology annotation, biological process: negative regulation of transcription by RNA polymerase II; negative regulation of phosphatase activity. Lineage: Eukaryota; Fungi; Ascomycota; Eurotiomycetes; Eurotiales; Aspergillaceae. Bases 1 to 1797 code for a protein of 598 amino acids.